CAUACUGCAUGUGGGAAUAUGUACAGAGUAGUUGUAAACAUGAACAACAAUCCUCAUUUGAACUCGUUUAGCAACAAGCCCGGCGAGCCUGGCAGUGAAAGCGUUAACCCGAGUGUUUUCAGCAAGCUUCUCGUAACCUAAGAGAUCGCCGCUACACAUAAGGAGGAAACAAACAAUCAAAACUCCAGAGGGGUGUGACAUCUCGGUAUCCUCGUUUACACGAAGCGCAGGACAAGCCACACGGUAAAUCAGCUCCGAGGAGCGGUGGGAACAGGAGACUGCACCCGGGCAAAAAGUUUGGGAUUGGGAGAAAAACGGGACAUUCUGAGGCUGCACUGACAGAUCACUGAUAAGCAAUGGGACCGAAUAAAUAUCCAGUUUGUUAAAACUAUGGAAUUGAACGUGUUUUUAAAGUAUUUUCAAGAUAAAAACACGAAUGGAGCGCCAUGCAACGUGGUGACAUUUUGUCGUAACUGUUAAUCAUAAUAAAAUAAUAACAGUUGUGAAAAUAUAGCACUUAGCAACUUGGGAGUGUUUCUGAAUGCAGGAAUAUGAAAAUAAAUAAAAACAAUAGCAAUGAACUUUACCGCCUAAAACUGGAUAUUGAUAUUUAAAAUAGUAAUUGUUUUUAUCAUUAUUAAGUAUAUGUGAUUCAUAUUUUUAUGAAUGCAACAUGUCUGGGGUCCACAGCGCGACCAAGAGCAUACGGCCUUUCAGGUCAAGCGAGGAGUACCUGUAUGCGAUGAAAGAAGACCUUGCGGAGUGGCUGAAGGAUCUCUACGGGGUUGAAAUCAAUGUGGACACGUUUCUCGAGGUGUUGGAGACAGGCUCUCUGCUGUGUCACCACGCCAACAGCGUCACCCAGGCAGCGGCUGAAUUUCUCCGGGAAUACCCGAGUCUGGCUGAGAGGAUGAAGCUGCCCCGGUCGGGAGUCACGUUUGUCAGCUCGGCUCAGCCUGCAACGUUCCUGGCACGGGAUAACAUAUCUAAUUUUAUCAACUGGAGCAGAAAUCAAAUGCAUAUUAAAGACGUGCUGAUGUUCGAGACAGAUGACCUGGUGCUCCGGAAGAACGAGAAGCACUUUGUGCUGUGCCUGCUGGAGGUGGCUCGCCGGGCCUCGCGCUUCGGCAUGGCAGCCCCUGUCCUCAUCCAGCUGGAGGAGGAGAUCGAGGAGGAGAUCCGAGAGGAGCUGGACCUGCCCCCCGUGGAGACCCCCAAACACAAACCCCUGCGCCGCAUGUCCGACUUCAAGAACCUCGACCAGAUGGUGCAGUACCUGGUGAGCCGCUGCACCUGCCCCAGCCAGUUCCCCAUGGUGAAGGUGUCCGAGGGCAAGUACCAAGUGGGGGACUCCAGCACGCUCAUCUUCGUCCGGAUCCUGAGGAAUCAUGUGAUGGUGCGCGUGGGAGGAGGCUGGGACACUCUGGAGCAUUAUCUGGAUAAGCAUGACCCCUGCCGCUGCACUUCACUCUCUCACAAACAAGCAAUGAGGUUCGGCAGCCCUCAGAGGCCGGUGACCCCGGUCCACGAGAUCAAGACCCGGCUGGCCCCCAGACAGGAAGGGCAUGGCAAGCCCCAGAGCAUGCUGCUGCUGAGCCGCUCGCAGAGCCCCAUGCCCGCAGUGGAGUGGACGCCCUCCGCACCCUCCAAGGGGCUCAGGCUGAGCAGCACCAGCAGCUCCAGACUCCCAGCCUCCUCCCCAGAUGGGAACGGACACAACACUGGCUUCAGGACCCCUGGGGACACAGCUCUGACGCGGGUGACGGAGCGAUCUGCCACUCCCUCUCGCAGGCAGCUCUUCAGUGAAAGGCAGGCUGGCUCCCUCCAGACUGCAUCCACUAGGACUGGGAGAGACAAGUGCAGGACCCCUCCCAGCCCUGGACUUGGGGGCAGCCUCCCCAGACCCGCCCAGCCAGCCAGCGGGCCUCGGCUUGAGCCCCAGCGCUCCAGAACCCCGCUGGGCUUUCAGAGGGCCGAACCCGCUCCCCAACAGCAGCAGAACAAAGAUAGCAGGCUGGCCCAAACCUGGACCAAGUUCCAGUUCUCAGAAUCCAAAACUAAGCAAACCCCCAACAGGAACAGCAUGGAGUUACCAGUUAAUAACCCUAGCAGACCUCCCACCCCCUCUUCAAACUCUCACACAAUGGGUGGGCUGACGUCAGGCAGGCCUUCAACACCUAAUCGGUGCCGGAGCCCUACUAAGCAAGUUCUCCCAAAACAAGAAGUGAACGCCAGCCCUCAGACUCAAAUCAGCACCAACACAGUCAGGGCCUCUAGUGCUAUUACCCGUUCUCAGAGUCCGACCAAGCAGGUCACCAGUAAAACAGCCAGUCAUCCCCAGAACAGACCGCCCACUCCGCUCGGCAACCCCAAUAUUGGAUCCAGUAAUGGUAGAAACGAUGGCAACCUGAGCCCCAGACGAGGCUUGAGUGUUCCGAGGCAGAAUGCUCUCCGCUCUGGCAGCCUGGGCAGUUCCCUCAGCGGGAGUAUGAUACGGAUCAACGUGACUGAACCGGGUGAUAUGGAUGAUGUUUUCCAGGAGGGGCAGCCCUUCGAACGCCUGAAAAACAACCAUAACAAGAAUACCAACAGGGCUAUGAACAGAGAUAGGGAGACGGCGGGGGAGAUGGAGAGGGGGUGUCUCUUUACCCCUCCACCCAUCAGCCCUGAACAAGAGUCUGAGUUGUACAGAAGCCUGGAGGAUGAGAUCUUGUCUAACAUGCAGAUUUUGGACGUUCACUCGGAUGAAAACAAUAACACUGAGGACGCUGGUUCAGAGAUUCCCCUGGGACAGAAUUCAACAGUACAGGAGCUCUCCUCAGCUUCUAGACUGUCUGUCCUUGCUUCAGUUCCCUCUGCUGCCAAAGCUGCCCGCAGCCAGAGGACGUCCACCUUCAGUGUUUCUUCAGCCGAAGGGUCCAGAACUCCCCAAACCGAGCCCAGCUUUGAUGCUGUUAUCGCUGAAUUAUCCAGAGGCCAACUGGUGCUCAAUAAGGUGGAUGUAGAGAGCUGGGUGGCAAAAAUCCUACCCAAACCCAUUGGCCAGGUAGAACCAGGAACAGCAACUUUCAGGGAGACCAGGAGUAUGGAUUCUAGCAGCCUGAAUGUCGCGCAGUCUAACAGAAUGGGGUCUUGGUCUUCCCUCGGCUCCAGUGUGGAGUUCAAAGAACCUGCUGAAGCUCGGAGGCCAGAUCACCAAGAUCCCAUAGCCGGUGGACCUCUCACGAAGGUCAAGUCCAUGGACACCCUCGAUGGCUCCAGUACGGCUUCUUCCGGGUCUCCAGAUCCUCCGGUGAAGGCCAGAACCCCAUCGUUCAAGCAGAAACGGGGCUUAAAAAAGCCAGAGAGAGUGCCGUCAAUCUACAAGCUGAAGCUUCGUUCCAAGAUCAGGCCCAGACGGGACACCAGACCAGAGAAGAGACCAUCAAAGAUCCCGACCCCGGUGUCCUACAGACAUGCUCGGAGCUCAGCAGCCGACAGGACAUCAGAGGAAGCCCAGAGGAAGUCCAGUCCCAGACACCCAGUUCAGGUCUUGCAAGGCUCCCAAAGCUCCAUCCCAACUCUCUACUCCACUGAAGAUGACCUGGGAUCUGAGGAGGAUGUCUGGCACCGGAAACAAAGCGUCGCUCCUGGGGCCAAGAUUUCGGGAAGGAAAGAAACCUCCCAGAAAAGAGCAGGGGAUGAGGAUGAGGAAUCCUGGGUUUAGUUCCUCCCAGGGUACCUGUUCUAUUCAAUUCUGUACUCUAACCAUGUGUGUUAUUUACAGAUGUUGGCACAAUAUUGAUCGAACUGUACAGAUGCUAUCUGGUUAGGGGUUAAUUUGAUAAAGACCCCACUGGGAUCAUUUAAAGGGAGUUACCCUGGUUUGCAUUAACAACCUAUCCAUGUGGAUUCCCUGGUACUGUAAAAUGCUCUAAAAUCCUGCUUUGGUUUAUCCCAGCAGGUUAUAGGUUUAUCAAAUCAAUCCCUUAGUAAAUUCACCUCAGAGCAGGACAGAAACAUUGCAGAUAUAUGCUAUGCGCUAAAAAGGAAUGGAGGAUUCAAAAUGAAGAUCCUCUUUCUUUAUAUGCUUUAAACGAGAACGUGUCAGUGUGAAUAAUGUGUCUUUAAAAACCUGAAACCACACUGCUGACAGCCUAAGCCAGUUUAAGCUGAUGUGCGUGUGUCCCGUGCCCUAGUUUUGUAUCUCGCCAGUACUAUAGUACGUGAUAGAUAAUAAUUCAGUCAGUAAACUCAUGUGAUUGACACUACUACAUUAUACAUAUUUUACACUACAUUCUUUGUCCUCGUCUUUCGACGUACCUGUCCAUAAGUUACCUCGCAAAUAAGUGGAGAGGCUGACAGUAGGGAAGCCAUGCACAAGGGGGCAGGAUAGCUGCCCUCUCCGUUAGACGAAGCCUAAAAGCAGGUGGAGGCUGGGGAGGAAGAGGCGAACUCUGGCGCACAGCGGAGACGAAAUGGAUUGAGGUAAGAUAGAAAUCCCUUCCUUGCCGAUCAUUGCUUAUCAAAGGACAAAUUAGAUAUAGCUAUUCGAUUGACCCUUUGAUCCGUUAUUGGACGCGCCUAAAAUAUGCUUGAUGUGUAUUGUCAUUUGAUCUGUUAAAGUGAGCGCCCUGUCAGAACCACCAGAUUGCUUCAUUUCCCCAGCUCAGAUUCUAAUUAAAACUCCACAUUUUAUACAGCUGUCAGUCUCUGCUUGAGAGAGGCUGAGGACUGAAAGGCCAGCAGAGGGUAUGCUAAUAUUGUCCUUAGCUUUUGAUGAGCACUAAAUUCAACAGUUAAAAUGUCUGAAGAGUAAUAUUCAAACCACCACUGAAUGCUAAAUCCCUUACAAAGCAGAGUGGAGUCUUAAAAAUAUCCCUGGCAGGUCACAGCCUCCAAGGCCUGUCUACUUAUAGUGCUGUUUGAUUUCUAAUUGAUUGUGUACAAAGUGUGCUGUCUAGUCUGCUUCAUGAGCUGCAUGCAAACCGACUGGGAAAUCCAAAUGAAAAAAAUACUACUUGAGACCCAAUUGUCAUGAAUUGCAGUGUUUUGUACACUUUCAAAGAUUGCGUGUAAAUUAUUGUAUGUCUAAUAAUAAUCCUGAUUAAAGGGCUGCAGGACGCACCCUGCAGCUUGCAGAUCACCACUUUGAAUCCAAGCUGUGCCUCUGCCGACCGGGAGUUCCCAGGGGGCGGCGCACAAUUGGCGAAGCGCUGCCCGGGUGGGGUAUGGGUUGGUCGGCUGGGAAGUUCUUGGCUCACUGCACACCAGUGACCCCUGUGGCUUGCCGGGAGACUGCAGGCCAGCCUGUAUGCAAUUCAUAACAGUCCAGUCCUCUGAUGCUGUAAGUUCUGAUAUGGCUGCACGGCAGGCUUGCAGAGUGAAAAAAAGGAGACAGCUUUCAGAGAAGCGAGUGCUCGUCUCUCCCGAGUUCGGGGGGUGCAGUGGUGAGCCAGGUUGAAUAAUAACUGGGCAUUCCAAAAAUUAUGAGAAAAAUAACAUUUAAAAAAAAAUCCUGAUUAGACUGUACCCUCCAGAAAUAUUAUCUCAGCAAGAUGUGUAAUGAACUUGCCUGACAGAUAUUUCUUGAUUUAAAUGGUUUUCUGAAAUAAGAUAAUACUUUGACAUGGAUAGUUGUGUAUGCAAGAUAUAUUAUUUUAG
Molecule: messenger RNA, 5643 nt
Organism: Polyodon spathula (Mississippi paddlefish)
Lineage: Eukaryota; Metazoa; Chordata; Actinopteri; Acipenseriformes; Polyodontidae
Product: GAS2-like protein 2A
Exons: 6
Coding region: 674-3706 (1010 amino acids)
Biological process (GO): regulation of microtubule polymerization or depolymerization; microtubule bundle formation; actin crosslink formation
Cellular component (GO): cytoplasm; actin filament; microtubule plus-end
Molecular function (GO): microtubule binding; actin filament binding; cytoskeletal adaptor activity
Source: RefSeq, a predicted model, not a curated record